This is a messenger RNA of Ceratotherium simum simum (southern white rhinoceros), 1818 nucleotides long. The record is from RefSeq and is a predicted model, not a curated record. NCBI's taxonomy places the organism in Eukaryota, Metazoa, Chordata, Mammalia, Perissodactyla, Rhinocerotidae.
GAACCCUCGUUUAAAAACUCGCGGGGGACCGGACCCAAGAUCGGGGACCCGGCGGCGGCUCCGCGGGGAAACAGCGAGGCUGGCGCAGCGCCGAGGCCGGGGCCCUGGGGGCCUGCACUCCGCGCCCCGGAAUCCCCGAGUGAGCCGGAGUGAGCGCAGCCACUGCCCGUCGCAGACCGUGAAGAAGCUCCUGGAAGAACAGAGGCGCCGCCAGCAGCAGCCUGACGCUGGUGGGGCACCGGUGAGGCCCAUGAAGCCCUGUCCGUUUAGGCGGGGACUUGCUGGCUUGCCGCCCUCAGAGCUGAUGAGAGAUGCAGGCCUGGCGUAGAUGCCCUACAGGUGGGGAGUGGAUGCCGAGGAAUCUGCGGAUAAAUUCACCCUUGUGCCUUUUUGCUUAUGCCUCCACAGGGACAGUUCCCGCCUCCCCUGGCCCAGCCCCUGACUCCAUCUGUGAAUGAGGGUGAGGCCGGCCAUACCCACUUCCCAGCUCACCAGGAGACCGUGGCUUCUGGACUUGGCAGCCUGGCACCCCCCACGGGCUUUCCGGACUGGGACCCCACCACACAUGCUGCCUACACAGACAGCCCCUACUCUUACCCUGCUGCUGCUGCUGACGGUUUCCUGACUCCUGACUUCUACCCACCUUCGGACCCAGGGCGGCCGUGUCCAUUUCCCCUGGGGAUGGAGGACCCCCUGGAUACCCGGCUCUAUGCAGAACCGUCCCUGCCACAGGCGGGAUCCUGGAGAGGUUCCGGACUCCCCUCAGGACCCCCACAGUUGCCCCCUGUGGUCACUGGACCAUCGCUGGAUGCAGCCCGUGCUCACAUGCUGGCUUUGGGGCCCCAACAGCUGCUGGCCCAGGAUGAGGAGGGAGACACGCUCCUGCACCUGUUUGCAGCUCGCGGCCUGCGCUGGGCAGCGUAUGCUGCAGCUGAGAUGCUCCAAGUGUACAGACAUCUGGACAUUCGUGAGCACAAGGGCAAGACUCCUCUCCUGGUGGCUGCUGCCGCCAACCAGCCCCUGAUUGUGGAGGAUCUGCUGAACUUGGGGGCGGAGCCCAAUGCCACUGACCAUCAGGGACGCUCUGUCUUGCACGUGGCUGCUACCUAUGGGCUCCCAGGAGUCCUCUCGGCUGUGAUUAACUCAGGCGUUCGGGUUGAUCUAGAAGCCAGAGACUUCGAGGGCCUCACACCCCUCCACACAGCCAUCCUGGCCCUCAACGUGGCUAUGCACCCACCCGACCUGUGUCCCCGCGUGCUGAGUACCCAGGCCCGAGACAGGCUGGCCUGCGUCCAGAUGUUGCUGCACAUGGGCGCGGAUCACACCAGCCAGGAGAUCAAGAGCAACAAGACAGUUCUGCACUUGGCCGUGCAGGCUGCCAACCCUACCCUGGUUCAGCUGCUGCUGGAGCUGCCACGGGGAGACCUGCGGGCUUUUGUCAACAUGAAGGCCCAUGGGAACACAGCCCUCCACAUGGCAGCCGCCCUGCCCUCUGGGCCGCCCCAGGAGGCCAUCGUGCGGCGCCUGCUGGCAGCUGGGGCGGAUCCAACCCUGCGCAACCUGGAGAACGAGCAGCCUGUCCACCUGCUGCGGCCCGGGCCUGGCCCCGAGGGGCUCCGGCAGCUACUGAAGAGGAGCCGUGUGGCACCCCCAGGCCUGUCCUCUUAGGACGCAAACCCAGACCCUGGACUGAUUUUCCAGUCCCCACCGUCCUGUGGGACAGCCAGCGUAUGCUAAUGUUGCAAACCCGUGAUAAUGUAUGUGGAAUGUCCUGCCAUUGGGGUCUUACAUUAAAACCCCAAAAUGGCUGCUGGGGGG